Molecule: messenger RNA, 1634 nt
Organism: Hypomesus transpacificus
Lineage: Eukaryota; Metazoa; Chordata; Actinopteri; Osmeriformes; Osmeridae
Gene: ostf1
Product: osteoclast stimulating factor 1
Exons: 10
Coding region: 52-696 (214 amino acids)
Biological process (GO): signal transduction
Molecular function (GO): protein binding
Source: RefSeq, a predicted model, not a curated record
UCGACUAUUAAAGAACGAGACUUAUCAUUCUUCCUCGUUGCAAAUCCAAUCAUGUCUAAGCCUCCUCCUAAACCGGCCAAGCCAGGCCAGGUCAAAGUGUUCCGGGCUAUGUUCACGUUUGACCCUCGAACCCCUGACGAGCUGUACUUCGAAGAGGGAGACAUACUGUACAUCUCUGACACGAGUGACAGUAAUUGGUGGAAGGGAACCUGCCGAGGACGGACCGGCCUCAUCCCAAGCAACUACGUGGCUGAGCAAGCAGAAUCCAUCGACAACCCGAUGCACGAGGCCGCCAAACGGGGUAAUCUGAGCUGGCUGCGAGAGUGUCUAGAUAACAAGGUGGGCAUCAACGGGCUGGACAAGGCCGGAAACACCGCCCUCUACUGGGGGUGCCACGGAGGACACAGAGAUGUGGUGGAGGUCUUGCUGAGCCAGGCCAAUGUGGAGCUGAAUCAGCAGAACAAGCUGGGAGACACUGCUCUCCACGCGGCCGCCUGGAAGGGCUACUCUGACAUCGUGGAGAUGCUCCUGAACAAGAACGCGAGGACGGACAUCUUGAACAACGAGAAGAAGCUGGCUCUGGAGAUGGCCACCAACGCCCAGUGUGCCUCCCUCCUCAAGAGGAAGCUGGGAGGCAACAUCACACGGACGUACAGCAACGCGGAGGAGUACCUGGACGACGAAGACUCGGACUGAGACGCAGGACCCAGCGCCGCAUAACAUCAACAACAACCUCCAUUGGGGCGGUGAAGAAUAACUAAAGGGGGGUGGGGGGGGGGGGGGGUACAUUCCAAAUAAAUCCUAUUUUAUCACCUGAGCAUGGGUCUCUGUUAAGAAUUGGAACAAGUUUGGGAAUGGCUAAUCAAAGUAAUAUAUUAUCGAUGACGUGUCCUUAUGUAGAUGGGGUGUGCUCGACCAUGCUUUCUGUAGAGGUAUUGGUUGGAGGAAGAGAGAGAAAGAGAGAGCCCUGACUAGCAGCUAUGGGGUGUGUCAUUGUUUAUUUUUUAAGGGGAUCGAUGGAACACUUCUUUUCACUACUUUGUCCGCUCAAAGUUGCGCUUUCUAAGAAUUCCUGCGGUUGUCAAGUGUGCGUCCACCCAUGAAUCUGAAGGUCUGGCAGAUUUAGGGAAAGCUCUGCUGUCUCUAGUAAUGUAUUGAUUGUGCAGAAGCUGCUAUCUAAAGGGACAUACAGCAUCUGGGGGAUUUGAACCUGCAACUUCUCACUCUGCAGUCACACGCUCGUCCUCUGUGCUAUACCCAUCCCCGUGACGGAUCAUAACCAUGUUCUGUUCCUGAUAUUAUGGGAGGCUUGCUAGCCGUGUGGUGGAGUCAUACUGACUGAUAAUGAGUACUGAUUCCCUUGUCUGUCCCCCCCCUUUGCCAUCGAGUGCUUUCUGCUUCCUCAAAUGUGCCUUGUGUGACCGCUCAGAUCACAGCCCGACCACCACGGUGUCUGUGGUCAUUGAGAGAGGAUCGGGCCCCUUUUUUCUAACGACACAUUUCCGUUUAUGUCUUCCACUCGUAUGCACACAAUACCGAUAGUAUGCCUUCAUGUGCAUCACAUGGGAUCUCCCUGGACUGUGCUGUCAGCUUCCUGCUGUUUAUAUCUAUGCAAUAAAAUGGAAGUGAUACGA